UCUCGUAACUUCCUUCUCUUGUUAGUUUGCGGGUUGCCGAUAUGUUUAGACAAACAACAUUCCUCUUCCACAUUUUGGGAAAUUGAAAGGGGUGUUGAGAAAGAAAAAGAAAAAAGUUCUUUAAAGUGUGUGAAACUUUGCUGGAUUGUCAACUCGAUCACGUUCAAGGAUGUCUCUGACAGUGUCUCAGGAUGAGGGGGUGACAAUGAUCACCAUUAACUCAAACCCCAACAGCAAAUGUCCGAUACUGUGUCAGAUCCUGGGCUCUCUGUGCUACAGUCCAGUGUGUGCCGUAUCACAGCACGUGAAAUCCACGAUGAUGGACAUCUAUAUGGCACUUGGGAUUGUGCAGAUCAUAGCAGGAGUCCUCAAUCUUGUGACAGGGAUUUUAUUUAUAAGCUCUGGGAUGCAUGAUCACAUUAUGAUGUUUAAUGCUCCAUUCUGGCUUGGUGGUGUGUUCCUUGUAGUCGGAGUGGUGUCUAUUGUUGCAGAUCAGUUUCCCAGUUAUUUUCUGGUUCUCGUCACUGUGGUUUUGAACAAAGUCAGUGCUCUGCUGGCUAUGAUAGGCCUUGCACUGUAUGCAUGGGACUUGAUGGGUGAUAAGAUUACUUCAAGUUACUACUAUGGUGAUAAUAUGAUCCGUGAAGCACUGGAUAUCACUAUGAUGAUCAUUUCUGCUCUUCAGCUCUGUGUGACCCUCAGUUUCUCUGUCUUAACUCUAAAAAGAUUGUGUGAAACAAAUUCUGUGGAGGACCUUCAACUUUACAAGCCACUCAAGGAAGUCCCUGUCAGUCAUGUAUGUUAAACAGACAAUGUAAAAAAAGUUAACAUUUUAAUUCAACUAGCUUUGUGAUUAGAAGUACAUUUUUUUUCCUCCUUGUGAAAUAGCAAAUCUCCUCUACCUUAUAAUCGUCAUGGUACAUGUUUAUUUUUGGUCUUGUUUUUUAUGGUACUUUACAGCUGCUUUUUGAAAGCAUGAAGUCUAGAAUAAAAAUUAAAUUUAGAUGCAUUUUAACACCAAGUUUAAAUUCUUUACAUGUUCAAUUCAUAUAAAAUCUCUGUCUUCAUUUUUAUGAAGAUUUUUAUAUUUUCAUAACCCUCCACAAAGCAUCUUUCUUUCUUUCAGAACUUGUAUUUUCUGGGUUGCAUGUUUACGCAGAGAAACCAUUUACCUUGAGUUUGAACAAACAAAAGUCAUUUCAGCUGUCAUAAAUGGCAAUAAAACAAACCAUUCACAUGGAACAUAUUUACUAGUAGCAUCAAUGUGUUUUCUGAAACCAGAGCAAAGCAAAUAAACACCAUUAGCGUGUAGUUUGCACUGAUAUUCAUAGUUUCAUUCAUUCUCAGAUGGAUUUUGAAACAGGGUUAGUACAAAGCAUGUUUUGUGAGAGAAAUGUCAGGGGUUAUUAAUAUUUUCAAUUUAAUAAAAGGCACAAUGAAA
Molecule: messenger RNA, 1441 nt
Organism: Onychostoma macrolepis
Lineage: Eukaryota; Metazoa; Chordata; Actinopteri; Cypriniformes; Cyprinidae
Gene: tmem176l.3b
Product: transmembrane protein 176l.3b
Exons: 7
Coding region: 170-805 (211 amino acids)
Cellular component (GO): membrane
Source: RefSeq, a predicted model, not a curated record